UCCUGACUCCUCGAGUCCUGUGCUCAUCCUUUCUACACAUCACGGCAUCAUCUGCGGGCAGAAUAUUAAGAUGCCUCCAAAGAGAAAAGCUACAUCCAGUAUGAGCUUUCGAUUGCUAUGAUUCUAACUGUGCUCACUAACAUCUUCCUCAGGUGUAACAGGCAGCAAGAAGACUGGCAAAGACUCGGUCUCAUCGACGCCUGGCCCCGCCACUCCGCGCAGUAUUGGGAGUAGCGAUGAGUACGAAUCGUCAGAGACCGAAGAGGAAACAGAGACGGUAAAGAAUGCGAAGUCGAAUCUUUCGGUCGCGAAGUACCAGAAGAGACGGGCAUCUGGAGUCAACGGUCGAGACUCUGCUAGUCACCACUUCGAUGGAGGAAAUACGGAUUUCUCAUACCUUUCACUGAAGCCGGAUCAUGACAACCGACCACUAUGGAUCGAUCCCCUCAAAGGCCGCAUCAUUGUAGAGAGCUUCUCUCCGUUGGCUAGCCAAGCCCAGGACUUCCUGACAACUGUGGCGGAGCCUCAAUCUCGGCCUCAAUACCUCCACGAGUAUAUCCUCACGCCACAUAGUCUUUACGCUGCUGUGUCGGUUGGAUUGGACCCAAAGGAUAUUAUAAAUGUCCUGAAUCGACUUUCGAAAGUGCCUAUUCCACAGAGUAUCCGGGACUUUAUUAAUGGCUGCACACAUAGUUACGGAAAGGUCAAGCUGGUUCUGAAGAACACGAAGCAUUACGUGGAAAGUUCAGAUCCAGAAAUGCUUCAGCGAUUGUUGAAGGACGAGGUCAUUGGAUCUCUCCGAGUUCACGGAACGGAGGAUAUCACGACAACUUCCGCUCCCAAAAUGGGUGCUCUUGUCAUACCUGGAACCAAGAAUGCUGCUGGUGUCAACCAAACCACGGACCAAACCAGGAAAGCUCAGGACGGAGAUAAUGCCAACCAGGAGGAUAUUUUUGCUACGCUGAACGAAGACGACGAUGAUGAAGAGGUGGACGCCGUUCAUUCCUUCGAAAUCGCUGAUAAUAGUGUGGAAACCAUUCAGAAGCGCUGCUUGGAACUUGGUCUACCAGUUCUUGAAGAAUAUGAUUUCCGUGCUGACGAUGCGAAUGCAAAUCUCGAUAUCGACCUUAGACCAGCUGCCCAAAUUCGAGACUACCAAGAAAAGAGCUUGAGUAAGAUGUUUGGUAACGGCAGAGCUAAGAGUGGCCUGAUUGUUUUACCUUGUGGUGCUGGUAAGACUUUGGUUGGUAUUACUGCUGCCUGCACGAUCAAGAAGGGUGUCAUUGUUUUGUGCACUAGUUCUAUGUCCGUGGUUCAGUGGAGACAAGAAUUCCUGAAAUGGUCCAACAUCAAUCCAAAUGAUGUUGCUGUCUUCACAUCAGACAACAAGGAUAAAUUCUCCGGCAACACAGGUAUCAUCGUCACAACAUACAACAUGGUGGCGCAGAAGGGCAAGCGCUCAUACGAUUCUCAGAAGAUGAUGGACUUCUUAACUGGCAGAGAAUGGGGCCUGAUGAUCCUGGACGAAGUGCACGUUGCUCCAGCACAUAUGUUCAGACGCGUGACGUCCAUCAUCAAGGUUCAUUCGAAGCUAGGACUGACUGCCACACUUCUUCGUGAGGAUGACAAGAUCAGUGAUCUAAAUUUCUUGAUUGGCCCUAAGCUCUAUGAAGCGAAUUGGAUGGAGUUGGCUGAGCAAGGUCACAUUGCGAGAGUGCAAUGUGCCGAGGUUUGGUGUCCAAUGACUACCGAGUUCUACUCGGAAUAUCUCAAGCAGUCAAGCAAGAACAAGUCUCUACUCUGGAUUAUGAAUCCUCGGAAGUUCCAGGCCUGUCAAUUCCUGAUCGACUACCAUGAGAAGCGUGGAGAUAAAAUCAUUGUCUUCUCAGACAAUGUUUAUGCCUUGAAGAUGUACGCUCAGAAGCUGAAUAAGGUCUUCAUUUACGGAGAAACCGGCAAUGCCGAACGACUUCGCAUUCUUGAAAACUUCCAACACAACGAGAAUAUCAACACCCUCUUCCUCUCCAAGAUCGGCGAUACCUCCCUCGAUCUCCCCGAAGCCACUUGCCUUAUCCAGAUCUCUUCGCAUUUUGGAUCUCGUCGUCAAGAGGCCCAACGUCUUGGACGUAUUCUUCGAGCCAAGCGUAGGAAUGAUGAAGGGUUCAAUGCCUUCUUCUACUCUCUCGUGUCCAAAGACACCCUCGAGAUGGUCUACUCCUCCAAACGCCAAGCCUUCCUCGUAGAUCAAGGUUAUGCUUUCAAAGUCAUUACUCAUCUCCAAGGCAUCGAAUCCCUUCCCGAUCUUGCUUUCACCACUGCACUCGAACGUCGCGAACUCCUCCAAAACGUCAUGAUCCACAACGAGACCGACACCGGCGCAGAUUACGAAGACGGUGACGAUCUCUUUCAUCUCGUAGAUCGUGAAGCUCCAAGUAAGAAGGGCAAGAAGAAGGCUGGUGCUAGGAGAACAGCUGGCACGCUCAGCGAGCUUGCUGGUGGUCAGGAUAUGGCGUACGUGGAGCAGAACAAAAUCAAGAACAAGGAGUUGAAGAAGAAGAAAGAGAGUAACCCUUUCUUUAAGAAGUUGCAGCGGGAUCAGGCGAAGAGAAAAUUGGCUAUGGAUGAUAAUUGAUUGCUCUAGGAAUGGAUGGGUGGUUGGCGUUUGGGUCGGUAAAUUGCAUGAGCGUCUGAUCUCCUUGGGCAUGGCGUUUGGUUAGUGGGAUUAUAGACAGCUGAGUGGUACGAUAUAAGA
Molecule: messenger RNA, 2752 nt
Organism: Cadophora gregata
Lineage: Eukaryota; Fungi; Ascomycota; Leotiomycetes; Helotiales; Ploettnerulaceae
Gene: PTR8
Product: transcription factor TFIIH complex ERCC-3 subunit
Exons: 1
Coding region: 758-2632 (624 amino acids)
Biological process (GO): nucleotide-excision repair; transcription initiation at RNA polymerase II promoter
Cellular component (GO): nucleotide-excision repair factor 3 complex; transcription preinitiation complex; transcription factor TFIIH holo complex
Molecular function (GO): 3'-5' DNA helicase activity; ATP binding; hydrolase activity
Source: RefSeq, a predicted model, not a curated record